AUGACCAAGAUCCAGGCUCUAGUGCUGGGACAGCUGGGAUCAGUCACCCAGGUGGAAAACUUCACAGGAACUGUGUGGGGGUUCUGUCCCCUCCCUGCUGCCAAGCUGGAUUUUCUGCAGGUGAAGCAUCUGAAGAGGAAGAGGAAGAGUAAUUACAGUGUGAGAGAGACACAGACUCUCAUCAGGGAGAUCCACAAGAGAAGGGAGGUGUUGUUCUCCAGACAGCAGAACACAGCCAUUAAUGAGCUGAAGAGACAGGCAUGGGAGGAAGUGGCACGAGGCGUCAAUUCACUUGGGGAAGGAGAGCUUCGCACUGCUGCUGAGGUGAAGCGCCGUUACCUGGACUGGCGUUCGCUGAUGAAGAGAAAACAACUUCAGGCUGAGCUCUCUCUCUCCUCCUCAUCCUCCUCUUUGCCCCUGAAGACGGAGUAUGAUCCAUCCUCCCCUGAGCAUGAAGCUGCCUCUCUGGGAUCCGGGUGUGACCAGCUGCUCGACCUCUCGGGCUUCCCAAAGGACUGUCACUGCGACUGGCCGGAGCUGGCGUCUCUCAGCGAGCCGAGCGGGCAGGCCAUGAUGGCACCGCUUGGCGUGAAGAUGGAAGAUGAUGUUGUUGAAUACAGACUGGAUGGCGAUGCUGAUAUGAGAGAUGGAGAUGGGGAAUUAGAUGAAGAUGAUAUUCCCUCCCUCCUCAGCGACAUAGAGUCACACAGCGACGGACACAUUGCCGAGGUCUACUCCCACAACGACUUCGAGAUACUCAGCUCCUCUAAAGCUCCGACCUCCACCACCAGCCGAGACCUGCCGUCGGGUGGUGGCCUGAUGGGGAUAUCGGCUCAUGCUUUUGGUGGACUAUCCAGUCAUGAGAACAUGGGAGCAGGGAUUCUGGUUAGUGUGGAAAAACAGCGUUUGGAGCUGGAGAAACAGCGCCUGGCUGUGGAAACUGAACGCCUGGUAGUGGAGAAAGAGAGGCUGGUGGUGGAGAAGGAGCGUCUCCGUCAAAUGGAGGUAGAGCGGGAGAGGCUGCAGCUGGAGAGAGAGAGAUUACAGGUGGAGAGGGAGAGACUGAGAAUUGUGCUACUCAACCAAUCGGAACAUGUUGAGUCCCCUUUUAACCUGCCGCAACAACAAGGCCCCCCCUCUUCCUCCACGUCGUCUUUAUCCUCCACUCAUGACGGACAGAGGGAGAGAGAGAAGCAAGGUAAAGGGUGGAUGUCGGUGGUGGAUCUGGAGACAGAACGGAUAAAACUGGAGAAGGAGAGACUGCAGUUAGAGAAAGAGAGACUGCAGUUUUUCAGAUUUGAGGCAGGCAGACUGCAGAUUGAAAGAGAGCGCCUCCAAGUGGAGAAAGAAAGAAUGCAGUUGCACAAGGAUCAUCAGAGCCUCUGAGAUCAUAACUACAUGGGAAGCAUUUGAUUUUCACCA
Molecule: messenger RNA, 1422 nt
Organism: Scomber japonicus (chub mackerel)
Lineage: Eukaryota; Metazoa; Chordata; Actinopteri; Scombriformes; Scombridae
Gene: msantd4
Product: Myb/SANT-like DNA-binding domain containing 4 with coiled-coils
Exons: 6
Coding region: 1-1386 (461 amino acids)
Source: RefSeq, a predicted model, not a curated record